CUAAAUUUCUGCAAUGUAUCGAUUCUUCCCCUUCUUUCCCCUAUUUUCGCUUACAAUUCCAAAAGGUCUCAGCAAUGGAGUCUUCCCCAUCGCUCUCAUCCACGGAGAAGUUCAAUUUCCGGACCAAAGUCCUAAGCGGACACCUAAACCAACACAGCAGCGGCAACAGCAGCCCUUCGAUCCUCCGAUCCUCUCCGUGCCUCAGCUACACGCCGCCGGAGCUCUCAGAGCAGCCUGCGGCGUUCGACGUGUCCGCGAUGCGGAAGCUGCUGGACGGCCACAACUUGGAGGACAGGGAUUGGCUGUACGGCAUGAUGAUCCAGAGCGAGCUUUUCAAUCCGGUUGUUAGGGGUGGGAAGGUGUUCGUGGGCGUGGAUUUCAACCAUCCAAUGGAGAAGCAGAGGGAGUUAACGAUGAGGAGAAUUGAGUAUCUUUUGGAAAUUGGGGUUUUUAGGGGAUUGCUUUCUGAUAAUGGGCCUGAGGCUGAGCUCAGGAAGUUGGCUUUGCUUGAAGUUACUUCCCUUUUUGAUCACUCUCUCAGCGUCAAACUUGGGGUUCAUUUUUUGCUCUGGGGCGGAGCAAUCCAAUUUUUGGGAACAAAGCGCCAUCAUGACCAGUGGUUGAAGGACAGUGAAAAUUUUGUAGUCAAAGGUUGCUUUUCGAUGACAGAGUUAGGACAUGGAAGCAAUGUUCGUGGUAUCGAAACUGUCACGACUUAUGAUCAAAGCACAGGAGAGUUUGUUAUAAAGACUCCUUGCGAGUCUGCUCAGAAGUACUGGAUUGGAGGAGCCGCCAAUCAUGCAACACACACUAUAGUUCUUUCACAACUCAUCAUUGGUGGGAAAAAUCAAGGGGUCCAUGCAUUCAUUGCGGAGAUAAGAGACUCAAAUGGUAACAUUCGUCCCAACAUUCGUAUAGCUGACUGUGGCCACAAGAUUGGUUUGAAUGGAGUUGACAAUGGCCGGAUCUGGUUUGAUAAUCUUCGCGCUCCUAGGGAGAACUUGUUGAAUUUAGUUGCUGAUGUUUCCUCAGAUGGGGAAUACAUUACUGCAAUUGAGGACCCUGACCAACGCUUUGGAGCAUUCAUGGCCCCAUUGACUACUGGACGAGUAACAAUACCAACAGUUGUAACUUAUGCUGCAAAGGUAGGAAUAGCUACUGCUAUAAGAUACUCUUUAACAAGGAGAGCAUUUUCUAUCACACCUAAUGGUCCUGAAGUUUUAUUGCUUGAUUACCCAAGUCAUCAAAGACGCCUACUGCCUCUUCUUGCAAAGACAUAUGCCAUGAGUUUUGCUGCUAUCUCUUUGAAAAUGAUGUACGUAAAAAGGACACCUGAAGUGAACAAAACUCUGCAUGUCGUUUCAAGUGCUUUUAAGGCCACCUUAAGCUGGCAUAACAUGCGAACACUUCAGGAAUGUAGAGAAGCUUGUGGAGGCCAAGGCCUUAAAAGUGAGAAUCGUAUAGGCCAAUUGAAAAGUGACUAUGAUGUAAACUCUACUUUUGAGGGUGACAACAAUGUUCUCAUGCAACAGGUGAGCAAGGCACUUCUGUCAGUAUAUGUUGCAUGCAAGAGAAAGGGAAUCCCAUUUGAAGGGUUGGGAUUGGAACACAUGAAUGGACCUUCUCCAUUAAUACCAUCUAAGCUUUCAAGUGACAUCUUAAGGAGCAUCCAGUUCCAGAAUGACAUCUUUUGCCUGCGAGAGCGUGAACUUUUGACCCGCUUUGCUGCUGAAGUGUCACAACACCAAGCACGCGGUGAAAGCAAAGAAAAUGCUCUUAUGUUGAGUUAUCAAAUGGCAGCAGACUUGGGCAAAGCCUUCGCAGACCUGGCAAUUUACCGUGCAUUCUUAGAAGCCGAGGCUUCUGUGGUACCUGGUCCGCUAAAGAACAUACUUGGCCUUGUGAGAUCAAUGUACGUUAUGGUUAGUUUGGACGAGGAUGCUGCGUUCCUGAGAUACGGAUGCAUAACGCCAGAGAAUGCCGCCACUGCAAUUAGGGAUGAAAUCUCAACAGUCUGCAGAGAGCUAAGGCCACAUGCCCUUACUUUGGUCACUUCUUUUGGUAUACCUGAUGCCUUCUUGAGCCCCUUGGCUUUCAAUUGGGUUGACGCAAAUGCUUGGUCUUAGCAUGGUUCUAAUUGAAUAUGGGUUUUGUCAAUCUAUGAUUUGGUCAUAGCCUUGUUACAUUAAGGCCACCUUACUACACUUACUAUGAAAAACUUCGCUCGUGUCCACUUUUUGUUUAAUUAUUACCCGAUUACUAAAUAAAUUCCUUAUCAGAUU
Cuscuta campestris is the source of this 2282-nucleotide messenger RNA. The record is from the annotation of a GenBank genome assembly. NCBI's taxonomy places the organism in Eukaryota, Viridiplantae, Streptophyta, Magnoliopsida, Solanales, Convolvulaceae.